Molecule: messenger RNA, 970 nt
Organism: Suillus fuscotomentosus
Lineage: Eukaryota; Fungi; Basidiomycota; Agaricomycetes; Boletales; Suillaceae
Exons: 5
Coding region: 117-566 (149 amino acids)
Source: RefSeq, a predicted model, not a curated record
UCUCGCUCAUAGUCGCAUCAUGAUCAUUGACCGCCUCUAUGUACCAGAAAAUGGAACAUGUUGAUCAACUCGGACGCAUUCGCAUAAUUAUGAUCCGUGACCCUUAAUCCUUCUCCAUGCCCACAUCAGAAAUAGACGACAUUUUUGCUGCCAAAGGAAAGGCGAAAGCCAUAGAGCUUGCUCCUCUUCCAUCCGUCAAGAAGGAGAAAAAGAAAAAAAGAAAAGACAGACCCACCACUAGCGAUGAAACGAAGGAGAUCAGUCGAUCUUCAGAACCAAAAACACUGAAAAAACGGCCGCUUCCCGAGACCGUUGUAGAUUCAUCAUUCAAAUCUUCCAGCAGCAGUAAACGUCCAAAGUUGGAUGUUCCAAUUUCUUCACAGCGUGAAAAGGUUUAUCGCGAGAUGCGCAAAGAUGACGAAGACCGUUUCAAGGAUUCGAGGGGUUCUGGACCUAGACGAAAAACUGACGAUGGUUUAAACAUAUACAAAGAAGAUGAACUAGGUAUAUCCAAUGCCGGAGGAGACACACCAUUGUGUCCUUUUGAUUGCGAAUGUUGUUUUUGAACGGUAGUUGCUCUAUCUGUAGCUUGACAUGCAAGAAGAUACCCGUGUAUUCACCAAGAUAUCCAGCGCAAACCUGUGAUAUGGUCGGGCUGCACUCAGCUUUUGUUGAGUUCAAGCCAUUUUCUCUUUCGUUUGCGAUAACCUCCAUCGCCGGUUUGCGCUUCCUGUAUGAUUGAUAACCGCGGAUGUGAUGGGAACUUCUAUUCACGGUUUUUGUUCACUCAGUUUCCUUCUUAAAUUGAGGGUCUUUGUUUGUCUCCAUGCCAUAAUUACAAAUCUCACAACAGCACAGGGAAAUACAGCUGUCCCGCACAUAUUGGUACCGGCUCUUUCGAAGCCUCCCAGUUAGCCUUCCGAGGUCAUGAUCUGAGGGGGUCAAUGUGUAGCCAAAAGUGAUCGUUACA